UUGCCACAGCAAAGGAACUGCUAAAAGAGAGUACUUGGCCUCGGUUGAAUAAGUUGAUACUGACAUUUCGAAACAGCACCCAAUUCGUUACAACUUCAUUUAUGGGAGGCACAGGUUGUUGGACUGCAAAAUAAUUGAUGGCUGUGAGAGGAGUCCUUAGAUGAAGGUUGAAUCAGACUAAGCCCAACUCGACGUCUAGGAGUGCCAUAACUGGCAUGAAGAACGGACACACUGGAUUUCCAACCACACAGACAAUGGAGACUGCAGAUCAACAAACUGACCUGGCUACACCACAACAUCUUGAAGAAGAGAUUAAGAAUGACUGUAAAAGAUCUAAUUCUUGGACACCAGAAGAUGUGGUUUCAACUCUCUCAGUCAAAUCAGAGCCAGACUUCAGUCCUUACGUUUGUACUCAGAAAUUGUUCUUGGAGAGGGAUAGUUGUAGUCCAGAUCAUCUUUACACUGAACAUGAACUCUUUGACCUCAAAUCUGAGGUUAAGUCAGAAGUGGACUCCGAUGAGCAAAUGUCUUUGGAACUUGCAGAAAGGAUUGUGAAUCCAUUUCAGGACUGUAUGACAUCUAAGGUUGAAGUUGAUGAGACUGAUGAAGUGUGUGACAAUAACGCUGACCAUUCAGUGGCCUUAUUAAAUGUCUGCCAGGAGGGGAGUGUCCAGGAGGCACAGGGAGGUAACCAUGACACUGAAGUGUUGACGCUGACGGAAUCUGAGGAGUCAAUUCAGGAAGGCCGUGUUUGCCACGUUGUGAGGUACAAGCGCAAGGCUAAACCUGGAGCGAGAGAAGCUGAUAAACCAAAGACACAAUCUGAAAGUUUAAGGGAACACCUUUGCUUACUGUGUGGGAAAAGCUACAGCAGUGCUGAUACUUUGAAGGCCCACAUGAAGAUACACAAUAGUGAGAAAUCCUUCAUCAAGGCUAAACCUGGAGCGAGAGAAGCUAAUAAACCAAAGACACAAUCUGAAAGUUUAAGGGAACACCUUUGCUUACUGUGUGGGAAAAGCUACAGCAGUGCUGAUACUUUGAAGGCCCACAUGAAGAUACACAAUAGUGAGAAAUCCUUCAUCUGCCCCACCUGUGGGAAAGCAUUUAAAAAGAAUGAUUACAUGAGAAAAAACACAUUCGUGUGCACACAGGAGAAAAGCCAUAUGGAUGCCAUCUGUGCGGAAAGGCCUUCCCGCGGUCAGACUCCCUCGCCAAUCACAUGCGGAUCCACAAUGGCAAAAAGAAAGACAAAAGAAAGAGAAUGCACUCGUGUGAGGUGUGUGGAAAAAGCUUCACUAAGCCAUGCAUGCUUUUGUGGCACCAGCAAAGGCACACAGAGCAUAGGCCCUUUAUCUGUAAGCAAUGCCACAAGGGAUUCAAAGUGCUGACUGACCUACGGGAUCACCAGACCAGGAGUCAUACAGACGUGAAGCCACAUGUGUGCAAGAAUUGUGGACACUGCUUCAGCAGAAAGUACUGCCUAGAGAAACAUCAGCGCAUCCACACAAGACAGAAACCUUACAGCUGCCCGCACUGUCCAAAAGCAUACGGCUACAGACAAUCGCUGGUACACCACUUGAAAUGUCAUGCUAAUUAAGUAUUUUUCCAUCAGUCACAAUGCAGGGGAGGGGGCCUCUCAGUUGACCAUUGCUUUACACAUGAUUGUUGCAACAGUUCAGCCUUGACAGAUCUUAACAUGUGUAAGGAGCGGAUGGUAGAUUGUAAGUCUAGAAACACUUCAGGUCUGGCUUUCUUCAGACAAGAAACAUUACGAUAACACUACAUAAAAUCAGUAACAACUCAUCUAGGGUAAAAGUAGCCCACCCUCAAUAUUGUACAAUUUAAAAAGAAUUUAAUUUUCCCCAUUUCCUUUGUGAAUUACGGAUAUCAAUGUACAAUCUGUAGCUAUAAGUAUAAGUAUAUAUACUCUUUUGAUCCCGUGAGGGAAAUUUGGUCUCUGCAUUUAUCCCAAUCC
Molecule: messenger RNA, 1975 nt
Organism: Alosa alosa (allis shad)
Lineage: Eukaryota; Metazoa; Chordata; Actinopteri; Clupeiformes; Clupeidae
Product: zinc finger protein 253-like
Exons: 2
Coding region: 216-1388 (390 amino acids)
Source: RefSeq, a predicted model, not a curated record